GAUGUGAACUCGAUGGACCACUAACACAAGAACUAAUGAAUACUCUAGAGGAUAACUGCACUAUAAUUUUUGGUAAUGUUGUUCUCCCGCGGUUGGACCCUCCUCCUUAUGAGACUCUGAUGCGGAAGUUUGGCACUGUUACCCGUAUUGUUGGAGAAAUAUCCGUAAUCGACACGCAGUUCGUUAAUCUAAGCUUUUUCGGCAACGUAAGAGACAUAGCAGUUGAGUACGACUUGCAAG
Molecule: messenger RNA, 240 nt
Organism: Cooperia oncophora
Lineage: Eukaryota; Metazoa; Nematoda; Chromadorea; Rhabditida; Trichostrongylidae
Source: the annotation of a GenBank genome assembly